CCAGAUGUGGGGACCAUCUGUGAAGAUGGAAGCGGAGGUCUCUGAGGAGGAAGGGUCUCCUUUGGAGGAAGAGCAGAAGGCGCAGGCCCAGGAGCGUGCCCAAGAGGCCCUCUCACAUGGCAGUGAAGAGAUGAUGUUGAGCCAUCGUCUUUGUGGAGGAGUGGAAAUGGCUGCUGCCCCUGCAGUCCAGGGUCCUUUUUCCUUUGAAGAGGUGGCUGUGUUUUUCACCGAGGCUGAAUGGGCCCUGCUGGAUCCAGACCAAAGAGGUCUCUACAGGGAAGUCAUGCUGGAGAACUACGGGAAUGUGGCCUCUCUGGAAAGCAGGGAUGUACAGGAGGCUGCAGUGGAGACAGACAAAGGGCUGGAGAGUCUCUCAAGAGGAUCUCAACAAAAUAUUCCCUUCCCAAGUGAGCUGGCUGCAACAGGAGAUGUUGAGGAGUCAGUUGGGGAAUUUCACGGGUUCUCACUGGAAAAAGCCAAGAUUGAACAGGCUGAAGGAAACUUCGAGAAUAGAGAUGAACCACAGAGGCAGGAAGGAAACCGCACACUGAAAAGGGGGGUUAAGACCAUUCCUCGCCAAGGAAGCAGGUUCCAUGAAAUCCCUGUCUCCAGCCGUCACCAACGGACUCUUUCAGGAAUGAAACUGUUAAUCUGUUCAGAGAAAGGAAUGACAUUCUCCGGUCAAAGGAAGGCAUAUAAAUGCCGUUAUUGUGGAAAGUACUUCAGAUACAGAACACAGCUUUUGGUACACCAAAGAAUACACACAGUACAGAAACACAUUGAAUUCUCAGAGCGUAGAAAGCAGUUCAGUAUGAAUUCCAGUGUACAAAAGCACCAAAGAACCCACAUAGGGAAGAAGACUUUUCAAUGCUCAGAGUGUGGAAAGAGAUUCAGUCAGUGUAGCAGUCUUCAGCAGCAUCUUCGAACCCACACAGGGGAGAAACCUUUUGAAUGCUCAGAGUGUGGAAAGAGAUUUAGUGCGAAUUCCAGUCUUCAGUAUCAUCAGACAACCCACACAGGGGAGAAACCUUUUGAAUGCUCAGAGUGUGGAAAGAGAUUCAGUCGGUGUGGCCAUCUUCAGCAGCAUCAGAGAACCCACACAGGGGAGAAACCUUUUGAAUGCUCAGAGUGUGGAAAGAGAUUCAGUUUGAGUGCCACUCUUCAGCAGCAUCAGAGAACUCACACUGGGGAGAAACCUUUUGAAUGCUCAGAGUGUGGAAAGAGAUUCAGCCGGAGUGGCUAUCUUCAAAAGCAUAAGAGAACCCACACAGGGGAGAAACCUUUUGAAUGCUCAGAGUGUGGAAAGAGAUUCAGUCAGUGUUACAUUCUUCAAAAGCAUCUAAGAACCCACACAGGGGAGAAACCGUUUGAAUGCUCAGAGUGUGGGAAGACAUUCAGUCAGUGUGGCCAUCUUAAGUAUCAUCAAAGAACCCACACAGGGGAGAAACCGUUUGAAUGCUCAGAGUGUGGAAAGAGAUUCAGUGCAAAUUAUGGUCUUCAACAGCAUAAGAGAACCCACACAGGGGAGAAACCGUUUGAAUGCUCAGAGUGUGGAAAGAGAUUCAGUGCAAAUGAUGGUCUUCAGUAUCAUCAGAGAACCCACACAGGGGAGAAACCGUUUGAAUGCUCAGAGUGUGGAAAAAGAUUCAGUGUGAAUUCCAAUUUUCAGUAUCAUCUAAGAACCCACACAGGGGAGAAACCUUUUGAAUGCACAGAGUGUGGAAAGAGAUUCAAUAGGAGUAGCACUCUUCAGAGGCAUCAGAGAACACACACAGGGGAGAAACCUUUUGAAUGCUCAGAGUGUGGAAAGAGAUUCAGUUGGAGUGGCACUCUUCAGCAGCAUCAGAGUACCCACACUGGGGAGAAACCUUUUGUAUGCUCAGAGUGUGGAAAGAGAUUUGGUGUGAAUUCCAGUCUUCAAAAGCAUCUAAGAACCCACACAGGGGAGAAACCAUUUGAAUGCUCACAGUGUGGAAAGAGAUUCAGUCAGAGUUCCAGUCUUCAGCAGCAUCAGAGAACCCACACUGGGGAGAAACCUUUUGAAUGCUUUGAGUGUGGAAAGAGAUUUAGUAACAGUGGCAAUCUUCAAAGGCAUCAAAGAUCCCACACAAGGAAGAAGACUUUUGAAUGCUCAGCGUGUGGAAAGAGAUUCAGUGUGAGUUCCAGUCUUCAAAAGCAUCAGAGAACCCACACUAAGGGAGAAACGUUUUAAAGCUUAGAGUGUUGAAAACGAUUCUAUGUGAGUUCCAGCCUUCAACUGCACUGAAGAAUGCAGUCAAGAGAGAAAACAUUUGAAUGCUCAGAGUUUUAAUUGUAGCGACCUUCUUUACCAGCGUCUAAGAAUACAUACAGGGGAUAUACAUUUUAAAUGCUCAGGGUAUGGGAAGAUAUUCAGUUUGAUAGCCAGUCUUCAAAAGCAUUUGAAUGCUCAAAUGGGGAAAUCACCCAAACACAUAAAGCAGACUGCAUUCCAGGCUCUCUGUUGCUGGUCCCGCCAGCUGUCUUCUAGAGGUGCAUUGCCUAUUGGCAAGUUUUGCAGGUUCUGGGAAGCAAGUAAGCAGGGUCUGGAGCUGGAGAAAGCAAGCGAUGAGUGUGUCUCUGCUUCAGAAUGGGUCAUUGGAGCGUCGCUGCGCUGACAUCCCUUCUUUCCAUCUGCCAGGCCCUAGGUACAGUUUGUCACCCUUGAAUCCUCUCUUGUUGGUGUGUUCCUUGUGAAUCAUUCAUUGCUCGCUUUCACAAGGCUGUAGGCGAGGCCCCCCUGCUUUCAGUGUGCUGCCGCAGAGAUAGAUUGUAAAGAGGCUGUGGUCGAGAUGUGGCAUUUGCCCCUCCCUUCCAGCUCCCUUUGAUCUCAGCCACUGAGAAGGCAAACAGGGUUUUACAAGAAAUCUUUUAAAAGGCAUCUGGCCAAAUACAGAUGUUUUACAACAAUCCUUAAAAGGACAUCUGUGCUGUUCCAGGGUGUAACGGAGAUCCCCCUAUUUUUCAUUUAUAUGGACAUCGUGAUCACUGGUUUCUUCCUGGACUGUUCCUUCCUCCCUCCUUUAAGUAAGGAGCACCAGAGGUGGCACAAGGCUGUGCUCGUCCAUAUCUUCUUGUUGUAAGAACAUCUGAACCAGGUAGUAUACCCUGUUUGUCUACGCUCGUGUUUACCCCUGUCUAUUUCAACCCUAUUUACUUGGGCCUGUAUGAAUAUUCUAUGAUUUUAUACCCUUGUUAUUUGCUUGUAUUUUAUAGUAAAACUCAUUUUAUUAU
Molecule: messenger RNA, 3252 nt
Organism: Heteronotia binoei (common prickly gecko)
Lineage: Eukaryota; Metazoa; Chordata; Lepidosauria; Squamata; Gekkonidae
Product: oocyte zinc finger protein XlCOF6-like
Exons: 5
Coding region: 5-2212 (735 amino acids)
Biological process (GO): regulation of DNA-templated transcription
Source: RefSeq, a predicted model, not a curated record